Lucilia sericata (common green bottle fly) is the source of this 4527-nucleotide messenger RNA. RefSeq names its product zinc finger protein 60-like. The coding region runs from base 317 to 3325 and encodes 1002 amino acids. The transcript has 6 exons. Lineage: Eukaryota; Metazoa; Arthropoda; Insecta; Diptera; Calliphoridae. Gene Ontology annotation, cellular component: nucleus. The record is from RefSeq and is a predicted model, not a curated record. Gene Ontology annotation, molecular function: zinc ion binding.
UUUUUUAUCAACGAAAACGUCAUUAUCACAAAAAAGUCAAAUUCGUUUUUCUAUAUAUUUUGCAGCAACAACAAUUUUAUAAAAGUGAGCGAAAAAAUAAUUAUUUAUUAAACAAAAAUAACAAUAAAAAAACUAACAACAACUAAUAAAUAUAAACAAGUUUUUCCAAUAAACAAAGAGUGAAAAAUAAAACAACAAAGCAAAUGACAUAAACAAAGCGAAAAAAUAACUUAAUUUGACACCAAUUGAUAAAAAUCAGUAGAACCUCCAAGAAAAAAAAGCAAUAAGAAAAAAAUCAAGAAAAAUAAAUGGAGUUAUGGCUGAACUGGAACAAUUGGAAGCAUGUCGUAUUUGUGUAAACUGUUUUCCUUUACAAGAAAUGGAUUUCAUCAAUAUUUUCCAGCCAAAUGAAGAAUUUCAGCAAGAACUCGAUUUCAUACAGGGCGAAAUACGACAGUGGCAACUUAAAAUACAAGCCGAUGAUGGUCUGCCACAGCGCAUUUGUGCAAAUUGUUUUGCCAAGUUUUGCAGCAUAGAGGCCUUUCGCAAGGAAUGUGAAGCGGCCCAGGAAAAGCUAUUGCAGACCUUAAUGCAGCAAAGCUCUGCUAAUGAGCCGGAGGUCCAAAAUGUAAUUAAGAACCUAGAGACACCGCUGCCUUUGGUGGGUAAUUACGAUAGCGGCAGUGUGGUAUUGGAUACUGCCAACAAUGUUUUGGUCUCUUCCGUGAAUGUAACACAGUCGGAUGUAUCGCUUAAUGAUUUUCCUGUAUUCGAUCAACAAUUUUCCCAUUUCGAUAAUCCCGCUCUAAUGGAUGCCUCUUCCACUUUAUUGGAUAGUAAUUUGAUAGCUGCUGAUACUUCCCAGGAAUUGGGCUUUUUACCGUCACAAAAUCUAUUUACAUUUGAGACUGCCGAAUCACCCACUACGGGUACACUGCCAUUAGUUGAGACUGAAACGACGUCCAUGAUGAAUGAUAUAAUGCCGGUAAAGCCGGAAGAGGUUGUUGGAGGUGGAGGAGCAGUAGGUGGCGGCGUUGGGGAUAUAAUUAUAAAACAAGAUCUCGAAGAUAUGUUACAGCGCAGUAUUAUACCAACUAACACCAAAUUAACACAACAAAGAGUAGUAACUGCAGGAGUAGAAGGUGGUGGGGAACAAAAGUCGAAUAACAGCAAUGCGGUGACCAACAAAAUGGAAUCACAGGAGGUUAAAAAAGUAACAGGAAAUCAAUAUAUUAAUAAUAAUUAUACUAUAAGAGGAAGGAAUGACUAUACCACCAUAACCUUCAUAAAUCGUGAGGACACUAACUCCGACAUGGAAUGCGAUGACUCUGAUAUGAAUGCCCGUUUAAAGGGUUUAUCUUAUGCUUGCCAUUAUUGCUUCUGUCCCGAAACAGGACCCAUCGAACAUCUCGUCUUCCCCAAUGAAGAUGCUCUAUCACAGCAUUUUUUCGACAUACACGAUCCCAAUCGCCCAUACACUUGCCCCAAAUGUCCACAAUCCUAUAAAACUCAAUUGUUACGUGACAAUCACGUUCGCCUAAUACACAAAAUCACCGAAAUACAAACUUGCAAUUAUUGUCAGAAACGUUUAAAAGGCUCUACAGAUGUACAUCAAUAUAAUUGCCAAUAUGUGGGUGACUGGGAGUGUCAACAUUGUAAGGAGAAAUUCCCACAAACACCUCUCUAUCGUUUUCGUUUGCAUCAACGUCAACACGAACGCAUUAAACAAUUCAAGUGUCGUUUGUGUGAACGUACAUUUAUGAGAAAAGCCAACUUGGAGGCUCAUCAAAGAAUGCACAAGGCGGAAGUGCAGUCCACAUACUCUUGCAAUAUUUGCAAAGCUAAUUUUGUCGAUGACUAUGAGCUAAAACGUCAUAAGUAUCAACAACACAAUGCAGAGGCCCCUCUCAAGUGUAAAUUUUGCCAUAAAGGUUUUUCUUCCAUUGUAUUUUUACAACGCCAUAUGAAUCAAUAUCAUCCAGACAAUGCAAAAAAUCAUCACAAUAACAACAACAACAAUAAUAAUACCUGUUCUUCUACUGCUUCGUCUUCAACAUCAUCAUCUGCAUUGAACUCACCUACCGAGUUGCAACACACUUGUUUGAAUUGUAAUAUGGGUUUCAAAACUUUACAAAAAUUACAAAAUCAUUUACUAUUGGGUCGUGACAAAAAUGGCAAUUGUUUGUAUAAUGCUUGCAAUAAACAGGAGCGUCGUAAACUUCAGCGUCAGGGUGUUUAUCCUUGUUUUCAUUGUCCGCGUCGUUUUCAUUUGAGGUCUCAGUUAGAUAAACAUUUGAAUACUCAUGAUGCUCGUUUGCGGCCCUUUCAGUGCGAACAAUGUGUUACACGCUGUCGCACUAGCUGUGAAUUGAAACAGCAUGUAAAUGUGGCCCAUUUGAAUAUUAAGGCCUUUUCUUGCGAUAAAUGUGGUAAAAGUUUUGGCUACAAAAAGGAUCUAAGGGAUCAUAUGCUUUUUCAUGCAGAAAUCAAUGUGCACUGCACCGAAGAAGGUUGUGAUUAUGUGUGUAAAAAUGAAAAGGCUUUAAAUGAUCAUAUACGUCACAAACAUCGUUUAUUGUCUUGCGAAUAUUGCCAGGAACAGUUUACCAGACAAAAAUUAACAGCUCAUUUACGUAAAGUACAUCGUGCCGAAAUUGAUGUAGAAUUAGCUGGCGAAUCUGAUAACUAUUAUAAAUCUCAAUUACUUAAUAAUAACAAUGAUAUUACACAAAUCUCGUUUAAUUUACUUAAUACUCAACAGCAACAAACACAACAACAGCAACAAGAGCAAUUAACAAAUAAUACAUCAACACAACUGCCACUAACUUCAUCAUCAUCAGCGGUAGUUUCAUCUCAAACUUUAAAUGCGGUUAUAUCAAGCUCAUCAUCGAAUACUUUGACAACUACAUCAGCAUUAUUAACUAUGAACACAUUACUUACAGCUUCACCCACCAUUACAUCAUCAUCAUCAUCAGCUGUUUCAUUAACAUCUUGUUUAACACCCACCAUAACAACAAAACAAGGUACUAAUUUAAUUACUAAUACUACUUCCAUUUCUACACACAAUCUUUUAAAUGAUGUUGAUCAUCAUCAUGAUCAAUUGUGUGCCAUGUUUGCAACAGAUCCUCAUGAUUCAAAUACCAAUACCACUUUAGCUUUAAAUGGUUUGGUCUCUAAUGUACAUGAUGAUUUAAAUUUAGUGACCAAUGAUGCUACCAAUAUGUUUUUGGUGCCCACAACAUCAUCCACAUCAAAUGACAACCAAUUAGAUCAGUAUUUUAUGGCCUCUUUAAUUGAUACUGAACAAGAAAUCAUUGUUACAUAGCAUCAAAUAUUUUAAAUUGAAUUAUACAUAUAAUUGUAGUGAAAUGAAAACAAAACAAAAACAAAUUAAGUAGAAAUUUCUAAAACCCAGUAAAAUGAAAGCACUGAAUUUCUAAAAAGCUUUUAUUAUAUAAACAUUUUUUUUUUAUAAAUUUAAUAACUUUUUUACCACAAUUUAAUAUUUAUAUUAUUAAGCUUAUAGUUUAGAGAAACCUUCCCCCUCUCAACCCUUUUUUUAUACACUUAUUUUAAAAACCAACAACCAACUUUUUAACAACUCUAGCGUACUUUUACAAAAAGGCUUUUAUACUUAAACAAAUUUAUAUAUUUAAAACUCAUUUCCAUUUUUUUAUAUAAAAAAAAAUCUCUUGAAAGUAUUUAUUAAGUGAAAAAACAAAUUCAUUUUACCUUGCCCCACCAUUCCCCACUCAGCACGUAGAAAAAUUUGAUUUUUAUACAUUUUUAUUUUAGGAUUUUUAAAAAAUCUAACUAAUCUUUUAAUUUUUUAAAAAUUUUAAAUCUUUUUCGUUAAUUUAUUUAUAUUUAUUUGCCAAAUUAUUAACAAAAUUUUAACUACUAACACCAAUUGAAACAUAGAUAUUUGUAGAACUAUGGAAAUUAUAUUAUUUUUAAAAGAAAUAGGUUUAAUGUUGCAAUUAAUCUGAAGAAAAUCUUCAGAAAACUGCUUAGAAUUUUUGUAUGAUUAGUAUAAGAUUAUAAUCAAACUAUAAUACGGAUUUUAGUUAAACUAUAGUUAGGUUUAUAGUUAAACUUUAGUCCAAACUAUAGUUCAGACUAUACCUCAGAUUAUAGUUCAGAUAAUAUAUUCAAGCUAUAUUACGGAUUAUACUUUGACUGUAGUUCACUCCUUAGUUAAGAACAUAGUUCAAACUAUUCUUCUGGAUUUUUCUAUACUUAAGAAUAUAGUAGAGAUUAUAGUCCAGGCUUCUGAACUGUAGCCCAGACUAUAGUCCAGACCAUUGUUCAGGCUAUAACCUGAACUAUAGUCCAAACUGUAGAUUUGAUUAUAGGCCGGGCUAUACACUACGCUAUAGCUCAGGAAAUAUACUCGACUAUUGUCCAAGCUAUAAAUUAGACUAUAGUUCUUCAUACAGACUAGACUAUAGUUCAGACAAUAUACAAGACUAUAGUCCAUACUGUGCUCUGGCUGGUGUAUAGACUAGACUAUAAUCCAGACUUUAG